GUGGCGUCACUUCCGCCAGCGUCCGGCGGCGCGCCGGGAGUCUGGGUCUCAGGAACGCGCCAGGAGCGUCGCUACAGCCGGGAACGCGCCUCGCGGAUGACAACAAAUUCGUCGCGCGGCGGCAGUGGAGGUGUCUGCCUUAGCCCCUGCCGCUUCCUUUCGCGCUCUCGUGCAGUCUCUCCGAGCCGGUUGGGACCCUCCUCGGAAGUCCCCUGGCCUGGGGCCAGGAGGACCCCUCUGCGUCUCGCCUCCGCCAGGCCCAGCGCGAGCGGCGCGGCGCCGGCGAUGGGGUCUCCCUGAGGGACUCCCGGCGCCAAAUAGGGAUGGAGGGGCCGCCCCAGGCUUAGGCCCCGCCGCAGCCUGGAGCCGGAGUCGCUACCCGGAGGCCGGAGCCGCCGCCACCCGCAGCCGCAGUCAGCCCGGCUGCCAGCAGUCACCAUGCCUUGGCCGUUUUCGGAGUCUAUCAAGAAGAGGGCCUGCCGGUACCUCCUGCAGAGGUACCUGGGCCACUUUCUGCAGGAGAAGCUGAGCCUGGAACAGCUCAGCCUGGACCUGUAUCAAGGCACCGGGUCCCUCGCCCAGGUCCCCUUGGACAAAUGGUGUCUCAAUGAGAUCUUGGAGUCAGCAGAUGCACCCUUAGAAGUCACUGAAGGAUUCAUUCAGUCAAUUUCCCUGUCAGUUCCAUGGGGCUCUUUACUGCAGGAUAAUUGUGCACUGGAAGUGAGAGGAUUAGAAAUGGUCUUCCGGCCUAGACCUCGCCCAGCAACUGGUUCUGAGCCUAUGUAUUGGUCAAGUUUUAUGACCAGCAGUAUGCAAUUGGCAAAAGAAUGUCUUAGCCAGAAACUAACAGAUGAACAAGGAGAAGGAUCCCAGCCUUUUGAAGGACUUGAAAAGUUUGCUGAAACCAUUGAAACAGUACUAAGAAGAGUAAAAGUCACUUUUAUAGAUACUGUUUUGAGAAUUGAACAUGUGCCAGAAAAUUCCAAAACUGGAACUGCACUUGAAAUUCGAAUAGAAAGAACUCUGUACUGUGAUGAAACUGCUGACGAAUCCUCAGGAAUUAAUGUGCAUCAACCCACUGCUUUUGCUCACAAGUUACUUCAGCUCUCUGGAGUGUCUCUCUUCUGGGAUGAGUUUUCUGCAUCAGCAAAAUCUUCCCCAGUGUGUUCAACUGCACCAGUGGAAACUGAGCCAAAGCUGUCACCUAGCUGGAACCCCAAAAUUGUUUAUGAGCCACACCCACAGCUAACUAGAAAUUUACCAGAGAUAGCACCUUCUGACCCAGUGCAAAUUGGAGGGUUAAUUGGUAGGUUGGAGUUGAGUCUCACGUUGAAACAGAAUGAAGUGCUUCCUGGAGCUAAGUUGGAUGUUGAUGGACAGAUAGACUCUAUUCAUCUACUCCUGUCACCAAGACAGGUGCACUUGCUUUUGGAUAUGUUGGCAGCUAUUGCUGGACCAGAAAAUUCUAGCAAAAUAGGGUUAGCUAAUAAAGAUAGGAAAAAUCGACCCAUGCAGCAGGAAGACGAGUAUCGAAUUCAGAUGGAAUUAAACCGGUAUUAUUUGAGAAAAGAUUCCCUCUCUGUGGGUGUAUCUUCAGAGCAAAGCUUUUAUGAGACAGAAACAGCUCGUACACCUUCUAGCCGUGAAGAAGAAGUAUUCUUCUCCAUGGCUGAUAUGGACAUGUCUCAUAGUCUCUCUUCUCUUCCACCCCUUGGGGACCCCCCAAACAUGGACCUUGAGUUAUCAUUAACUAGUACAUAUACAAAUACCCCAGCAGGAUCUCCAUUAAGUGCUACUGUGCUUCAGCCCACUUGGGGAGAGUUCCUUGAUCAUCAUAAAGAACAGCCAGUAAGAGGGUCAACAUUUCCAUCCAACCUAGUUCACCCAACAUCUUUACAGAAGACACCUCUCCCAUCUAGAUCUGUUUCAGUGGAUGAAUCAAGGCCUGAACUUAUUUUUAGACUAGCUGUGGGAACUUUUUCAAUCUCUGUGCUUCACAUUGAUCCUUUAUCUCCACCUGAAACGUCACAGAACCUUAAUCCAUUGACACCUAUGGCAGUAGCUUUCUUUACUUGUAUAGAAAAGAUUGAUCCAGCAAGAUUUUCAACAGAAGAUUUUAAGUCUUUCCGAGCAGUGUUUGCAGAAGCUUGCUCACAUGAUCACCUUAGAUUUAUAGGUACUGGCAUUAAAAUAUCCUAUGAACAAAGACAAAGAUCAGCUUCCCGGUAUUUUAGUACUGAUAUGUCCAUUGGGCAAAUGGAAUUUUUGGAGUGCCUAUUUCCAACUGAUUUUCAUUCUGUUCCUCCUCACUAUACAGAGCUUUUAACGUUCCAUUCCAAAGAAGAAACUGGUUCCCAUUCCCCUGUGUGUCUUCAGCUUCAUUAUAAGCAUUCUGAGAAUAGAGGGCCCCAGGGUAAUCAAGCAAGACUUAGUUCAGUUCCUCAGAAGGCAGAAUUGCAAAUUAAAUUAAAUCCAGUGUGUUGUGAGCUGGAUAUCAGUAUUGUGGACAGGUUAAAUUCUUUGCUUCAACCACAGAAACUUGCCACAGUAGAGAUGAUGGCAUCCCACAUGUAUACUUCAUAUAAUAAACAUAUUAGUCUGCACAAGGCUUUCACUGAAGUGUUUCUAGAUGAUUCACAUAGUCCUGCAAAUUGUCGGAUAUCAGUACAAGUUGCCACACCAGCAUUAAACCUUUCUGUUCGCUUCCCAAUACCUGAUCUUCGAUCCGAUCAAGAAAGAGGACCAUGGUUUAAGAAGUCACUUCAGAAGGAGAUCCUUUAUUUAGCCUUCAUAGAUCUAGAAUUUAAGACUGAAUUUAUAGGAGGAUCAACCCCAGAACAAAUUAAAUUGGAACUUACCUUUAGAGAACUAAUUGGAUCGUUCCAGGAAGAGAAAGGAGAUCCAUCUAUUAAGUUUUUCCAUGUGUCUAGCGGAGUAGAUGGAGAUACAACAUCGUCAGAUGACUUUGACUGGCCACGAAUUGUACUGAAAAUAAAUCCACCAGCCAUGCAUUCCAUUUUGGAGAGAAUUGCAGCUGAAGAAGAAGAGGAGAAUGAUGGUCACUACCAGGAGGAAGAGGAAGGAGGUGCUCAUUCCUUGAAAGAUGUUUGUGAUCUAAGAAGACCAGCCCCAUCUCCUUUUUCUUCUCGUAGAGUAAUGUUUGAAAAUGAACAGAUGGUGAUGCCAGGAGACCCUGUAGAAAUGACAGAAUUUCAGGAUAAAGCAAUCAGCAAUUCUCACUAUGUGCUGGAACUUACGUUACCAAAUAUUUAUGUAACACUACCUAAUAAGAGCUUUUAUGAGAAGCUUUAUAAUAGGAUCUUUAAUGACUUGCUGCUGUGGGAACCAACAGCUCCUUCACCAGUAGAGACAUUCGAGAAUAUUUCCUAUGGCAUUGGGCUUUCAGUAGCCAGUCAGCUCAUUAAUACUUUCAACAAAGAUAGUUUUAGCGCAUUUAAAUCUGCAGUUCACUGUGAUGAGGAAAGUGGAUCUGAGGAGGAGACUUUGCAGUAUUUUUCCACUGUUGAUCCCAACUAUCGUUCUCGCAGGAAAAAAAAAUUAGACUCUCAGAACAAGAACUCUCAGAGUUUUCUCUCAGUUCUUCUGAAUAUUAAUCAUGGAUUAAUAGCCGUGUUCACAGAUGUGAAGCAAGAUAAUGGAGAUCUGUUGGAAAACAAGCAUGGUGAAUUCUGGUUAGAGUUCAAUAGUGGUUCAUUAUUUUGCGUGACAAAAUAUGAAGGUUUUGAUGACAAGCACUACAUUUGCCUUCAUUCUAGCAGUUUCAGUCUAUACCAUAAAGGCAUAGUGGAUGGAGUGAUUCUCCCGACAGAAACACGACUUCCCAGCUCAACCCGUCCACACUGGUUGGAACCUACUAUUUAUUCCUCUGAAGAAGAUGGCCUCAGUAAAACUUCUUCAGAUGGAGUUGGAGGAGACAGUUUGAAUAUGCUGUCUGUUGCCGUUAAAAUAUUGUCUGAUAAAUCAGAAUCCAAUACAAAGGAAUUUCUCAUUGCUGUAGGACUGAAAGGAGCCACUCUCCAGCAUAGAAUGCUUCCUUCUGGGCUUAGCUGGCAUGAGCAGAUUUUAUACUUCUUGAAUAUUGCUGAUGAACCUGUUUUGGGAUAUAAUCCUCCAACUUCAUUUACAACUUUUCAUGUUCAUCUUUGGAGCUGUGCACUUGAUUAUAGACCCCUUUAUUUGCCAAUCCGAUCUCUUCUUACCGUGGAAACAUUCAGUGUUUCUAGUAGCGCUGCAUUGGAUAAAUCUUCCUCUACUCUCAGAAUAAUCUUGGAUGAAGCUGCUUUACAUCUAUCUGACAAAUGCAAUACUGUCACUAUAAAUCUGAAUAGAGAUUAUGUUCGUGUGAUGGAUAUGGGGCUUUUGGAGUUAACCAUUACUGCGGUGAAGUCUGAUUCUGAUGGAGAGCAAACUGAGCCCCGCUUUGAGUUACACUGUUCCAGCGAUGUUGUCCAUAUCAGAACGUGCUCAGACUCUUGUGCUGCAUUAAUGAAUCUCAUUCAGUACAUUGCAAGCUAUGGUGACUUGCAGACACCUAACAAGGCAGAUAUGAAGCCUGGAGCCUUUCAAAGAAGGUCUAAGGUAGAGUCCAGUGGUCGAUCAUCCUCACGUGGUCCAGUACUUCCUGAAGCAGAUCAACAAAUGUUACGAGAUCUGAUGAGUGAUGCUAUGGAGGAGAUCGACAUGCAACAAGCCACCUCGUCAGUAAAACCACAGGCUAAUGGUGUUUUGGAUGAAAAAUCUCAAAUUCAGGAGCCAUGUUGUUCAGACCUCUUCCUGUUUCCUGAUGAGAGUGGGAAUGUAUCCCAGGAGCCCGGCCCCACCUAUGCCUCAUUCUCUCACCAUUUCAUCAGUGAUGCAAUGACAGGUGUGCCCAAUGAGAAUGAUGACUUUUGCAUUCUUUUUGCACCAAAAGCAGCCAUGCAGGAGAAGGAAGAAGAACCAGUUAUAAAAAUCAUGGUUGAUGAUGCAAUUGUGAUAAGAGACAAUUAUUUCAGUCUGCCCGUUAAGAAGACUGAUACGAGCAAAGCCCCCUUACACUUUCCCGUUCCUGUGAUUCGCUAUGUGGUGAAGGAGGUCUCUCUUGUCUGGCAUCUUUAUGGAGGAAAGGAUUUUGGAACAGUCCCUCCCACUUCUCCGGCUAAAAGUUAUAUUAGUCCCCACAGUUCGCCUUUUCAUACACCCACAAGACAUGGACGUAAUACAGUAUGUGGGGGAAAAGGAAGGAACCAUGACUUUUUAAUGGAAAUACAGCUAAGCAAGGUGAAGUUUCAGCAUGAAGUCUACCCCCCCUGCAAACCUGACUGUGAUUCCAGCCUCUCAGAACACCCAGUCUCCCGGCAGGUGUUCAUUGUUCAGGAUCUUGAGAUUCGAGAUCGUUUGGCGACAUCACAAAUGAAUAAAUUUUUAUAUCUGUAUUGCAGUAAAGAAAUGCCUCGGAAAGCUCACUCCAACAUGUUGACAGUGAAAGCCUUACACGUGUGUCCGGAAUCUGGCAGGUCCCCACAAGAGUGCUGCUUGAGAGUGUCGCUGAUGCCGCUCCGCCUCAAUAUUGACCAGGAUGCCUUGUUCUUCCUGAAGGAUUUCUUCACAAGUCUUUCUACAGAAGUAGAGCUUCAAAUGACUCCAGAUGCAGAAGUUAAAAAGUCUCCUGGAGCUGAUGUCACCUGCAGUUUGCCAAGGCAUUUGAGUACCUCAAAGGAGCCAAAUCUGGUUAUUUCUUUCUCUGGGCCAAAACAGCCUUCCCAAAAUGAUAGUGCCAAUUCAGUGGAAGCAGUUAAUGGCAUGGAAGAGAAGAACUUCUCUGCUGAAGAAGCAUCUUUUAGGGAUCAGCCUGUGUUUUUUAGAGAAUUUAGAUUCACGUCAGAAGUUCCCAUUCGACUUGAUUAUCAUGGGAAACAUGUAUCAAUGGAUCAGGGUACACUAGCUGGGAUUUUAAUUGGUCUGGCUCAGUUAAACUGCUCUGAACUAAAGCUCAAGAGGCUUUCCUAUCGACAUGGUUUACUAGGUGUUGACAAAUUAUUCUCAUAUGCAAUCACUGAGUGGCUUAAUGACAUUAAGAAGAACCAGCUACCAGGAAUCCUGGGAGGUGUUGGACCUAUGCAUUCACUAGUACAAUUAGUACAAGGCCUAAAGGACUUGGUCUGGCUCCCAAUAGAGCAGUACCGGAAGGAUGGCCGCAUUGUCAGAGGGUUUCAGAGAGGUGCUGCUUCCUUUGGUACCUCGACAGCGAUGGCUGCUCUAGAACUCACAAACAGAAUGGUUCAAACCAUACAGGCAGCUGCAGAGACUGCUUAUGAUAUGGUGUCUCCUGGUACCCUUUCUAUCGAGCCCAAGAAGACCAGAAGGUUUCCUCAUCAUCGGUUAGCCCACCAGCCAGUAGACCUGAGGGAAGGUGUGGCCAAGGCCUACAGUGUUGUGAAAGAGGGAAUCACAGACACGGCUCAGACCAUUUAUGAAACUGCGGCUCGAGAACACGAGAGCAGAGGGAUGACUGGUGCCGUGGGCGAGGUUCUGCGCCAGAUUCCUCCGGCAGUGGUGAAACCUCUGAUUGUUGCCACAGAAGCAACGUCAAACGUGUUGGGUGGCAUGAGAAACCAAAUUAGGCCAGAUGUCCGGCAAGACGAGUCACAGAAAUGGCGCCACGGGGAUGACUGAUGGCUUGGAACUGACAGCGUGAAGAUAAGGAGAGUGGAACCAGGAGCUCAAAAUCCCGACAGCAGCUUCAGAGGAAGCUCGUUUAAUUUUAUUGUGCUCAUCUCAGGAACAAAAGCAUUUUUUAGUUAAAUAAUUUAACAUCAAAACAACAUGCAACCAAAAACUUCUGACAUUUAUAGUUGAUACUUGCCUAUAGAAAUGUUUGGUGGCUGGUGUCAAAGGUCCUUAAAGCAUUUGCUGCCAAGUUAGUGGAAGGCUCACUUUUGUUAAGAUGACUGUAAUUCUCCUUGUUACCGAUGAGAGAUCAUUGGAAGCUGCCUUCUAACACUCUUUGUGUAGCUCUGUGGAGUUGAAUUUUCUUAAGGUUUAAAAAGAAUCACAGCUUCAGAACUUUAAUUGAAAAUGAGAGACAGAAGCCACAGGGGAAGCAAAGCAAAUAGGAUUUUCAAUAUAAAUAUCAGUGUGGAAAAAUAACCUAUUCUGUUGAAUUUAGUGUUCAUGCACUUGAGAACAACAUUACUUCCAUUUACUCCGAAAAUCCUUCUGUGGGGGUUUGAGAAAGUGAAUGUUGCAGACAUGUUCUGUUGUGUUGCACUUUAUCCUGUGUUUAUGUGUAUGUGUUUUUAGAUUAAUUCAAGUUGUGUGCUAUAUUUCUUGUAUAAUUUAUGAAGUUACACAAAAUAUAAAAAGCAGUAAACUUGUCCGAAAGUUUUUGGCAAAGGAAGGUAACUUCAAUGUAAUAGCUUCCUUUAAGAGUACAGGAAAAUACAUUCUAUAAUGAAGUGGGGCCCAUGUAAUUGUUUAUAUUUUCAGUUUUAAGCAGGUAUAGUGCAGGCUUGUUAGGAAUGUGUGGAAGGGAAGAUUGGAAGUGAUUUUUCCUCUUUUAAAAGUAAACAAAAUUCUUCAAAUAUGCCCUAGUUAACUAUUUCAGUGUACCAUUUUUACUUGGUUAACAGUGUACAUUUUGAUAACCUAUCAGGAGUGAAUAAAGUGUUUUUAUUUAAAGGUGA
This is a messenger RNA of Symphalangus syndactylus (siamang), 7685 nucleotides long. RefSeq names its product autophagy related 2B (gene ATG2B). The record is from RefSeq and is a predicted model, not a curated record. Gene Ontology annotation, cellular component: phagophore; phagophore assembly site. Gene Ontology annotation, molecular function: protein-membrane adaptor activity; phosphatidylinositol-3-phosphate binding. Lineage: Eukaryota; Metazoa; Chordata; Mammalia; Primates; Hylobatidae. Gene Ontology annotation, biological process: autophagy of mitochondrion; autophagosome assembly; reticulophagy.